This is a messenger RNA of Sipha flava (yellow sugarcane aphid), 1786 nucleotides long. It is a transcript of the gene AspRS, whose product is annotated as aspartate--tRNA ligase, cytoplasmic. The transcript is spliced from 13 exons. Bases 113 to 1723 code for a protein of 536 amino acids. The record is from RefSeq and is a predicted model, not a curated record. Gene Ontology annotation, biological process: aspartyl-tRNA aminoacylation. NCBI's taxonomy places the organism in Eukaryota, Metazoa, Arthropoda, Insecta, Hemiptera, Aphididae. Gene Ontology annotation, molecular function: RNA binding; ATP binding; aspartate-tRNA ligase activity. Gene Ontology annotation, cellular component: cytosol; cytoplasm; aminoacyl-tRNA synthetase multienzyme complex.
UUAAGUCUGAAAUGACUUAUUUUUGUCGAUUAGAUUAUAAAGUUUCAACUUGUCCAUAAGUUGCCACUUCCAUCCAAUACGAUAUUUAGAUACCUACUGUAUUCAGUGAAAAAUGGCUUCAAUUGAAGGUGUUUCUGAACUCACCGAAGGUGACCAAGGAAAAUCUAAAAAACAAUUAAAAAAAGAAGAAAAACUUGCAGCUAAAGCUAUGAAGAAAGAACAAUUUAAAGCAACAAAUAAAAUAAUCAGUAUUGACCAAGAGUCUAGUGAAGAUAUAUCGAUUGGGAAAUAUGGAUCAUUAAAAAUGAUACAAAGUUCAAAGGAUUAUUUAUUUGAUAGAGUUUUUGUGGAAGUAAAGAACCUUAUGACUGCUUUAGCUGAUAAUAGUGUUUGGGUACGUGGAAGACUACACACUAGUCGUGCCAAAGGUAAACAAUGUUUUAUGGUAAUCAGACAACAGCAAUGGUCUGUUCAAGUGUUGGCUGUUGUGUCUGAUACUAUAAGUAAACAAUUUGUUAAGUUUUGUUCCAAUGUAAGCAAAGAAUCUAUUGUGGAUAUUAAAGGUAAAGUAAUGAAAACACCUUCUAAAAUUGGAUCAUGCACACAACAAGAUGUUGAAUUACAUAUUGAAGAACUGUGGGUAGUUAGCCAGGCUGCUAGUCAACUUCCUUUACUCAUUGAAGAUGCAUCGAGACCAGUUAAAGAGGACGAGGAGGAUCAAGGUUUGAAUAUUAAAGUCAAUCAAGAUACAAGAUUAGAUAAUAGAGUUAUUGAUUUACGCACUCCAGCAAAUCAAGCUAUUUUCCGUCUCGAAGCUGCUGUUUGUAAACUAUUUAGAGAUACACUAACUGAAAAAGGUUUUGUUGAAAUCCAUACUCCCAAAAUGAUAAAUGCAGCAAGUGAAGGUGGAGCAAAUGUAUUUACAGUGUCAUACUUCAAAGGUUCAGCAUAUCUUGCUCAGUCACCUCAGUUAUAUAAGCAAAUGGCUAUUGCUGGGGAUUUUGAUAAAGUGUUCACAGUUGGUUCAGUUUUUAGGGCAGAAGACAGUAACACAUAUAGACAUUUGACGGAAUUUGUUGGAUUAGAUUUAGAAAUGGCUUUUAAAUAUCAUUAUCAUGAAGUAGUGGAUGUUAUUGGUUCACUUUUCACUAAUAUUUUUAAAGGAUUACGAGACAAUUAUCAAUCUGAAAUAAAAACAAUUUGUGAACAAUAUCCUGUAGAACCUUUUAGGUUCUUAGACCCACCUUUAAAAUUAGAAUUUCCAACUGCUGUUAGUAUGCUUCGUGAGGCUGGAGUUGAAAUAGGUGAUGAAGAAGAUUUAUCAACACCUAAUGAAAAGUUACUUGGACGUUUAGUUAAAGCUAAAUAUGACACAGAUUUUUAUAUUUUGGACAAGUUCCCUCUUGCUGUACGACCUUUCUACACAAUGCCUGAUCCUGAUUCAAAAGUUGCCUCAAAUUCUUAUGAUAUGUUUAUGAGAGGUGAAGAAAUUUUAUCUGGUGCUCAAAGAAUACACGAUUCUAAUUAUUUAAUAGAAAGAGCUAAACAUCAUCAAGUUGAUAUUGAAAAAAUUUCAGCAUAUAUAGAUGCUUUCCGAUAUGGUUGUCCACCUCACGCUGGUGGUGGAAUUGGAUUGGAGCGAGUUGUCAUGUUGUACAUGGGUUUAGACAACAUAAGAAAAGUAUCAAUGUUCCCCCGUGAUCCUAAAAGAUUAACUCCUUAAUUUUUUUCUAUUCUUAAAAAGAAUUUAUUUUGUUAUUACAAUUAAAAAAUAAAAACAAUUUAA